UCAGCAGCAGCUUCAGUUCCGUGGACACAUAUGCACACACACACACACACACACACACACAAUCAGUUUACACGCCGCUGACCUCCGUCCACUGCUGCUCCGCUGCUACUUGUUUUCAUGACUUUUCGGCGACGCAAACAGUCUCUGGAGUGGAAUACAAAGCUUCAGGGGUCAGUGGAUUAGCACUGAGCGUAUGGGACUGUUCUGACUGCAGUGAAGCUUUUUAACUGGACUUUGAUGAAGACUCUGUCUCCUGUCGGAUGAUGGCUCUGGCAGUCUCCGUCAUCCCAGUACUUGGCAUUAUUCUGAAAAUCAGCUGUGCUGCUGCCAUUGAACUGCGCUUUAUGCCCGACCCACCGACACUUAACAUCUAUGGCAUUCAUAGGAUGAAUAAAUCCGACAACCUGGAACUGACAUGCAGAGGUCGUCAGUACCUGAGGUGGUCGACUCCUCCCAUAAGCACUCGCUUCUCUGUCAGUGACUGCAGCGGAUCAGGACUCUUCUGCACAACACUGAGGAUCUCCAAUGCAACUGUCAAUGAAACUGGACAGUAUCAGUGUUCCUACAGAGACCUGAAAGUCGAAGAUGGCAAGACUGCAGCUGCGGCUUAUGUCUUUGUCCACGAUUACAAGGUGCCAUUUGUGCCGUCUGAGAAAGAAUAUGAGGUGGUGUUCAUCCGUGAAGGGGAGCGGGUGGUGAUACCUUGCCGAGGCUCGGUGGAGAAUCUCAACGUUACGCUCCACACUAAGUAUCCAAAUAAGGAGCUUCAUCCCGAUGGGAAGGAUUCACACUGGGACGCAAAGACGGGCUUCACUGUUCCCAGCUAUCUGAUCAGCUACGCUGGCGUCGUGUCCUGCCAGACCCGGGUCGGAAAUGAGACGUUUAAGUCCCCUCUCUACAUUGUGGCUGUUGUCGGAUACAAGAUCUAUGACCUCACCCUGACCCCGGCGCAAGUGAGGCUGUCUGUGGGGGAGCGGCUGGUGCUCAGCUGCACUGCCCACACCGAGCUCAACGUGGGCAUCGAAUUCAACUGGACUCACUCUGGUCAGGCCCUGACCUCAGUGAAUGGUUCGAGGCCGACCCACGAGACGCCCCACAAGAAGAAGCUGUGGAACUCUCUGGAGCUGUCCAACACACUCACGGUGGAGAAUGUGACAGUCGACCACAGUGGAGAAUACACCUGCACUGCGUCCAGUGGACAGAUGGAGAAAAGUGCCUCUGCAGUGCUUAAAGUGUAUGAGAAGCCUUUCAUUGAUAUGAAAGAGCCAUGGAUGAAGGUUUGGGAGGUAAAUGUGGGAGAUCUGACCACCCUGAUCCCUGUCAAGUACUCAGCCUACCCAGAACCCAGCUUUAAAUGGUUAAAAAAUGGCCUACCAAUGAAGGAUGAUUACAGAAUAAAGCAGAGGAAUGAUGCCCUCAUCAUCCGUGCAGUCACAGAAAUGGAUGCAGGGAAUUACACAAUUGUCCUGACCAAUAAGAACACUAAAGAGGAACACAGACGCUCCUUCCAGCUGCUGGUCAAUGUGCCCCCACAUAUCAUUGAGAAGGAGGUGGCUGUGGACACUGAUGUAUACCCAUAUGGCAGCAGCCCCACCCUGAGGUGCACCGCUCGUGGAUUUCCCACACCUGUGCACAUCCACUGGCAGUGGAUGUCCAAAGAGGACUGUCCAGAGGUCUUUAUGUCAGGGCUGAUAAAGUCUGAGAUACAGCUUAAGGAGUGUACUGGUUGGAGAGAUAUCAGCAACAGCUCUGGUCACAACCAUGUGGAACGAAUUAUGACAGACACUGAUCACGCCCAAAAGAAAAUCGUGAGCUCACUGAAGAUUCAAAAAGCAGAGGCCCAUGCCCUCUACAGAUGCAUGGCUGCCAACAAAAUAGGAAAGGAUUCACGCAUCAUUUUUUUCCAUGUGACACGCGGCCUUGAGGUGAGUGUGUCACCAUCCAAUCAGCCCUUAGAGGAGCUCAUGGAUGUAGUUUUGAGGUGUAAGGCGGACCGGGUGAUCUACGGCAACCUGGCCUGGUUCCGUGUGACCAACAUCUCAAAGUCAGAGCAGGUGGCGCCGGUACAACCCUGCCGCUCCCUGUCAUUGCAGCCGAGGCCCCUAUCGCAGGUGGUGCUGUCCAGCCCACAGGCCACCAACAUAACACUGGAGUUGCCGCUGCUCAACGCAUCCCGUCAGGAUGAGGGCCUAUACGCCUGUCAGGUGGAAAACAUCAAGACGAGGGAGAGAACUUGUCUGCUACGCCGACUCUCUCUCAGAGGUCUGGAGGCUGCGAGGAUCCUUAAUAAUUUAACCGACCAAAAAGUUAACGUAAGUGCAACGAUUACUCUCCAUUGUGAUGCUGCUGGGACGCCAAACCCAACGGUGGUGUGGACCAAAAACAACCACACUGUGGUGGAGGGCUCAGGUGUUAUUCUGAGCCAGCACAACCAUGUUUUAACCAUUCAGCGUGUGAAGAAGGAGGACAGUGGUCUGUACAACUGCACUGCGUGUAACAGCCUUGGCUGUGACACCUCACUGGCCUUUCUGAUGACUGAAGGCGCAGAGGAAAAGACGAAUGUGGAACUGAUUGUUCCGAUUGGGUCAGUGGUCAUCGCCAUGUUUUUCUGGUUGCUGAUCGUCUUUGUCAUCCGUGGAAGAAAAAGACCAAAUGGUGGGGAUCUGAAGACGGGCUACCUGUCCAUGAUCCUGGACUCAGAGGACAUGCCCAUGGACGAGCAGUGUGAAAGGCUCACGUAUGAUGCUAACAAGUGGGAGUUUCCUCGGGACAGGCUGAAGCUCGGUGAACCACUGGGACGAGGAGCGUUUGGCCAGGUAGUAGAAGCAGCCGCGUUUGGCAUUGAGAAAGCAACUACAUGCACCACUGUUGCAGUCAAGAUGCUUAAGGAGGGAGCCACAUCUAGUGAGUACCGUGCCUUGAUGUCAGAACUAAAAAUUCUCAUUCAUAUUGGACAUCAUCUCAAUGUUGUCAACCUUCUGGGAGCCUGUACAAAGCCUGGGGGGCCACUGAUGGUGAUUGUAGAGUACUGUAAACAUGGAAACCUCUCCAGCUACCUGAAGAGCAAGCGUGGAGAGUACAGUCCAUACAAGAGGAAGCGGGUGGAUAGCCAGAGGUGGGCAUCUGCAGAGGAGGAUGUGACUGGAGGGGAUCUGGGUCUGGGGAAGAUUGCCCAGCUGGACAUCUGCACGGGAACCGCUGUCUGCUCUGCAGCUGGAGACAAGGCUUCAGGCAGCAACCUGGACUCUCGGGAAGAGAGCUCAGACGAUGACCAUCUGACCAUGGAGGAUCUGAUAAGCUACAGCUUCCAGGUGGCCAAAGGCAUGGAGUUUCUGUCCUCUCGCAAGUGUAUCCACAGAGAUCUAGCAGCCAGAAACAUCCUGCUUUCAGAGAACAAUGUGGUGAAGAUCUGUGACUUUGGCCUUGCUAGAGAUGUCUACAAAGACCCUGACUAUGUCCGCAAAGGAGAUGCACGUCUCCCUCUAAAGUGGAUGGCUCCUGAGACCAUAUUUGACCGGGUGUACACCACACAAAGUGAUGUUUGGUCCUUUGGGGUCCUUCUCUGGGAGAUCUUUUCUUUGGGGGCCUCUCCCUAUCCGGGUGUUUGCAUCGAUGAAUCUUUCUGCAGAAGGCUUAAGGAAGGCACCAGGAUGAGACCCCCAGAAUACGCCACCACUGAGAUAUACCAGACCAUGUUGGACUGCUGGUUGGAUCGUCCUACAGACCGGCCGACGUUUGCAGAGCUGGUUGAACAUCUGGGCAAUCUGCUACAGGCCAGUGCUCAGCAGGACGGGAAGGACUACAUCCCCCUGACAGCAGGUGAGACAGAGGGAUCACCAGUGGCCCCUGACCCCAGGAGCCCCUACAGCAGACCUCAAAGUGGGGAAAUCCUAGAGGCUCAGCUCCACUACGACAGCCCGCCGUCUCUUGGACCGUCCCAACAGAGUGAAAGGUGCAGUCGGCCCCUCAGUGUGAAGACGUUUGAGGACAUCCCUGUGGCACACAGCAUUGUCAUGGAGGGUCACAUAGACAGUGGCUUCUCACCAGAGGAGGUCAAGGGUCUGAAUCAACACCUGCAAACCACGCCCAACUUCAGCCAACUGCUACGCUGUAAGAGUAAAGAGUCUCUGGCCUCAGAAUCGUCCAAUCAGACGAGUGGAUACCAGUCAGGGUACCACUCUGAUGACACAGACACCCCAAUCUAUGCUAACGAGGAGGUGAUAAUGAAGCACAACAUGCUGAAGAAGAAGCCUCCACUGCCCAAGACGCCUGACAAGUUCAACGUGGAGAUCCGUUACAGCACGCCACCUGUCUGACCCCCAAAAUAUAUCCUCCCCACUAGAACCUUAUCCCUGAGUGUUUUCACUGUACAGUAAUUGUUCACCUUUCACAGGUAUUACACUUUAGGAACAAUGACAACACAUGCAAUAGAGCUCCGUUUGCUGUGGUGUUGAUAUGUUUUUACAAGAGAUAACUUAAUUAGUCAGCAAAGAAACAUGAAGGUUGUAUGAAAAGUUAGUAAGCGCAGCUCUCCUUGGACAGCCGGAGGAAUGCUAUCAUGUUUACACAGUGAGUAAAAGGUCUGGGCAGCCAAGACACAAGGACACUCCUACUUCCUGAGGCAAAAUCCACCCACUUCCUCUAUUGCAGGAAAUGGCAUCUGGAAUUUUUAGAUAAUUGAAUCAGCAAAUGUUUUCUUUUUUCAUCCUUUUUUUUUUUUUGUCAGCACACUUAGUAGCUGGUAAGGAGGCAGUUCUCUUAUCUCAAUCUUAAUCAUUUGUACAGUUCCUUUAUUCAUAUAGCUUACAGUAUUUUAUUGAAAGUGCAUUACUAAACUUGCAAUAAAUGUAACUAGUUUUAUAAAAUAAAAAUACUCACAGAUUAA
Lates calcarifer (barramundi perch) is the source of this 4885-nucleotide messenger RNA. It is a transcript of the gene kdr, whose product is annotated as kinase insert domain receptor (a type III receptor tyrosine kinase). Gene Ontology annotation, molecular function: vascular endothelial growth factor receptor activity; growth factor binding; ATP binding. The record is from RefSeq and is a predicted model, not a curated record. Gene Ontology annotation, cellular component: signaling receptor complex; membrane. Lineage: Eukaryota; Metazoa; Chordata; Actinopteri; Centropomidae. The transcript is spliced from 30 exons. Gene Ontology annotation, biological process: endothelial cell differentiation; positive regulation of kinase activity; vascular endothelial growth factor receptor signaling pathway. The coding region runs from base 261 to 4316 and encodes 1351 amino acids.